Messenger RNA from Trichobilharzia regenti, 458 nucleotides. The record is from the annotation of a GenBank genome assembly. NCBI's taxonomy places the organism in Eukaryota, Metazoa, Platyhelminthes, Trematoda, Strigeidida, Schistosomatidae.
CUUUUCAUAUUUAACAGACUGAUAUUUGCCUAGAAGUAUAUAAGCAGUACUCCUCACAUACAAAGACCAUUCUUACAGGAUUUAUAAAUCAUGCAGGAAAACAACUCAGAUAAUGUGUUAAAUACGGGUAUUCAACAUUCUGCAACAAGUCGUAAGAGAAGAAUAUCUUCUGGCAGACUGCAUGAAUGCUCUGGAUACAGCUACUCAACAUUUUAUCGCCGUCAAAAACGGUUACGUGAUGCAGCAUUCAGUGACUGGGACUUCUGGAAACGUUACUGCUCAUCCAGAGAAGAGGUGGCAAGGGAUAAUACAGUAACUUUGCCUUCAAGUUCAACUGUCCAGGGAACAGUGGGUUUACCUAGUACUAGUGAGACCGUCGCUGUUGUUUGACAAACUGAAGAGAAUCGUAACAUUUAUUAUUAUGUAAUAAUUAAUUUCAAUAGAACUUCAGGUUGUUC